AUCUCACAGGUCUAUCUGUAACUACUCACUGUGUCAUCACAGAGACUUGCCGUACAAUAAGUAUUGUCACCAAACCCAAGAUUCUCCUUUUCUAGCCUUCCUUUUCCCCGCCCAAGCCUAGAGAGUAUGAUUUAGUAAGCCUGGAGCGAGAUGAAGAAAACUACUUAUAAAAAAAGUUUCCAGUUAGCUGGGAUCACACCUGUAAUCCCAGCACUGAGUCAGGAAGGCCAAGGCAGGAGGAUGGUCCCGAGUUCGCGGCCAGUCUGGAUUCCACAGCCAGCCUGGACAACAGUCAGUCGAGCUCCAUCUUAACCAAAACUAAACGAGAAGCAACUAAACAACAAAAAGAAAAGGCCAAGCUGUCCAGCAGACUGCUGAGCACGCCUUCCCGAUGGGUCACCGAAAAGGACUCGGCUUAUGACCACGCCCCCACGUUCCGGUGAAAACGCACGCCAUAUCCUAGAUGGCUCUAAGCAAAUCAAUGCAUGCAAGAAAUAGAUACAAGGACAAGCCACCUGACUUCGCAUAUCUGGCAUCCAAAUAUCCAGAUUUUAAGCAGCAUAUUCAGAUAAAUCUGAAUGGGAGAGUAAGUCUUAAUUUCAAAGACCCUGAAGCAGUCAGAGCUCUGACUUGUACUCUCCUAAAAGAAGACUUUGGACUUUCUAUUGAUAUUCCUUUAGAGAGACUAAUUCCCACAGUUCCCUUGAGACUCAACUAUAUUCACUGGGUAGAAGAUCUGAUUGGGCAUCAGGAUUCUGAUAAAAGUACUCUUCGAAGAGGAAUCGACAUAGGUACCGGGGCAUCCUGCAUCUAUCCCUUACUUGGAGCAACCUUAAAUGGCUGGUAUUUCCUGGCAACAGAAGUGGAUGAUAUGUGCUUCAAUUACGCAAAGAAAAAUGUGGAACAGAAUAACCUAUCUGAUCUUAUUAAAGUGGUAAAAGUGCCACAGAAGACACUUCUAAUGGAUGCUCUUAAAGAAGAGUCUGAGAUAAUCUAUGACUUCUGCAUGUGCAACCCUCCCUUUUUUGCUAACCAAUUGGAAGCCCAGGGUGUGAACUCUCGGAAUUCUCGAAGACCUCCACCUAGUUCGGUAAAUACUGGGGGCAUCACAGAAAUCAUGGCUGAAGGAGGUGAACUAGAAUUUGUUAAAAGGAUAAUCCAUGACAGUUUACAACUUAAAAAAAGAUUAAGGUGGUAUAGCUGUAUGCUGGGGAAGAAGUGCAGCCUGUCUCCACUGAAGGAAGAGCUCAGAAUCCAAGGGGUUCCUAAAGUCACCUUCACGGAGUUCUGUCAAGGCAGGACAAUGCGAUGGGCCUUAGCUUGGAGUUUUUAUGAUGACGUCACAGUACCGUCACCUCCAAGUAAACGAAGAAGAUUAGAAAAACCGAGGAAACCGAUUACGUUUGUAGUGCUGGAGUCUGUGAUGGAAGAAUUAUCCCUCAAAGCCUUGUCACUGGGCUCUGAGACAGUGGAAGGCAUAACAGUUGUGACAACAUGGAUCGAAAAAAUCCUCACGGAUCUGAAGGUGUGGACCAAGCAUAUUGAUGAAGUCCACCAUAAACGAAUUCCUUGUGGGAAAGAAGAAGUUAGCCUUUUCCUGACAGCCGUAGAAAACUCUUGGAUUCAUUUAAGGCGGAAGAGAAGAGAGCGAGUGAGACAACUAAGAGAGGUGCCCCGAGCUCCUGAGGAUGUUCUCUUAGCCUUGGAGGAGAGAAAGUCCACUCCCAAAGAGCUGAGUGGUAGCCAGGACAUGGCCCCAUGCUCCCAGGAGAGUGCCUUGUGUGGCCUUGCUGUACCGGAAGGCGAGUCUGCCACUGUCGGUGGCCAUUGCCUCAGCCAGGAGUCACUUUGCCAGGAGGAAACUCCAGAAGCCAUGGAGGAUGAAAGGAGUGAGGAAAGGGGAGGGAUAGGGGUCCUGGAAAGUUGUAAAGGCUCUAGCAAUGGAGCCCAGGACGGAGAGUCUUCUGAGAAGGGAGACCGCCUGGACGAAGCAGCUGGACGUUACCUGUUUAAGUGCCUAAUCAACAUUAAGAAGGAAGUAGAUGGCGCCUUAGUUGAAAUGCAUUGGGUUGAGGGCCAGAACAGGGAUUUGAUGAACCAGCUUUGUACCUACAUACGUAACCAAAUUUUGAGGCUUGUUGCUAGUUAAUUCUUUAUUUCUUCUACAGUUAGAAAAGUGUCUGUAUAGGGCUAGGGAUGUGGUGCAAUGACUGUAUGUGCUUAAUGUUCAGAAGGCAGCCUGGGUUGAGUCCCAAACAUCUAACAUCAAAAUAAAAAAACAAACAAACAAA
Messenger RNA from Peromyscus eremicus (cactus mouse), 2291 nucleotides. It is a transcript of the gene Mettl16, whose product is annotated as methyltransferase 16, RNA N6-adenosine. Gene Ontology annotation, biological process: rRNA base methylation. The record is from RefSeq and is a predicted model, not a curated record. NCBI's taxonomy places the organism in Eukaryota, Metazoa, Chordata, Mammalia, Rodentia, Cricetidae. The coding region runs from base 464 to 2149 and encodes 561 amino acids. Gene Ontology annotation, cellular component: nucleus. Gene Ontology annotation, molecular function: 23S rRNA (adenine(1618)-N(6))-methyltransferase activity. The transcript has 10 exons.